Impatiens glandulifera is the source of this 360-nucleotide messenger RNA. RefSeq lists its product as uncharacterized. Bases 1 to 360 code for a protein of 119 amino acids. The transcript has 3 exons. NCBI's taxonomy places the organism in Eukaryota, Viridiplantae, Streptophyta, Magnoliopsida, Ericales, Balsaminaceae. The record is from RefSeq and is a predicted model, not a curated record.
AUGAAUGAGGAGUAUAAGUCCAUGCAAGACAAUAAAAUAUGGAAACUUGUUCCAUUACCUAAAGGUAAGAAACUCAUUGGUUGUAAAUGGAUUUUUAAAACUAAAAGGGAUUCGAAGGGUAAUGUGGAGAGGUUUAAAGAACGUCUUGUGGCAAAGGGCUAUACUCAAAAGGAAGAUUAUCGCAAAGAAGCUACGUCAAUAAAGUACUUGAAAGAUUUGGCAUGCUUAAGAGAUGCACAAAUAGUAGGAAAUCUACAUUUGGAUAUAUCUGUUGGUCAGUGGAUUGAUUUCAUGGAAAAGUGUCAUACAGACACUUGUUGCGUCAUCCACUAUGGCGGUAGAGUUCGUUGCAUGUUAUGA